AUGUUUUCUUUUGCUUCUAUUAAAUUAUCAUCUUUUUUUGGUUCCAUUUUUCUUGCUGAAGAAGCUCUUUUUUCUCUUUCCAAUGCUAUAGGCAUCAUUUGAUUAAAACUUAUAGUUCUCUUUUUUCUAUCGUGGAGAAUUAAUUUUUUCUUAUUUUCUGCCUCUUUUGUUUUUGUGUUUUGAAUUUGCAAAGCUAAGUCUAAGCUAUCUUUCCUUUUCUGCCUUGUUUCUCAGGAUAUUUUUGAUUUUUUUCUUUCGGAUUCUAAAUGUUUUAUUCGAUUUUCCAGAGUUUUUACUUUUAAAUCUAGCUUUUUCCUCUCCAGAAGCAAAUUGUGGAUUUGAAAUUCUGAAGAUGGUAUAGUUCUUUUUUGGGAAGGUUUUUGCGACGACUUAGACUGAGAAAUCAAGCUAUUAUUUUCAGUGCACAGAAAUCGGUCCGUUGGAAAGUGAUUUUGCUUAUCCUCUAUCCUUGCUUAAGCAAUUUUUGUUUUUUAUUAAUUUUUAUACAACAAUCAAUAAAAUAAUAUUAUUUUAUAUAUAAUUUUUUACUCAAAAGUUCGAGCCCAUCCUUGAUCAAAAUUUGGUGGGCUGUUCGAUCAAAAAUAAGAGCUAGUUAGACAUUAAAUAA
Molecule: messenger RNA, 628 nt
Organism: Blepharisma stoltei
Lineage: Eukaryota; Ciliophora; Heterotrichea; Heterotrichida; Blepharismidae
Source: the annotation of a GenBank genome assembly